Molecule: messenger RNA, 3275 nt
Organism: Oryctolagus cuniculus (rabbit)
Lineage: Eukaryota; Metazoa; Chordata; Mammalia; Lagomorpha; Leporidae
Gene: RNASE10
Product: ribonuclease A family member 10 (inactive)
Biological process (GO): defense response to Gram-positive bacterium
Molecular function (GO): nucleic acid binding
Source: RefSeq, a predicted model, not a curated record
UUGCUUCUUACUAAGCCACCACUGCUGAGGAGUAAGACAAUGGCUCUGUUCUUAAUUCCAAGUCAGGAAUGUUUUGCCAACCUCAUCCUGGCCUGAAUGAGCCACAAGACUAUACUUGCUACUUCUGCUCACCAAGCAAACAUCUUUUCAUGGUUCGGUCUCCCACUUGAGUCAGCGAGAGAAUGUGUGGGUUCUUGGCCUGUCGGGAAAUGACCUUCCUCACCUCCUGCAAGGCUGGGGCCCUAUGAGCCAUGUCCCAGACUAUUCUGAAUUCUAGAACCCGAGAACCCUAUAUUCAACUGUCACUUGACAUCUCAACUUGCACUUUUAGCUCAACAUGGAUGGGGCUGGCCAAAAUGAAGCUGACUCUGGCGCAGAUCUUCUUCAUGCUACUGCUGCUGCUUCUGGGCCUGGGGAUGGGCCUGGGGCUGGGUCUUCGCAUGGCCGCAGCCGUCCUGGAGGACAGCAGCCAGUCGCUGGAAGAGUUUUGGUCCGGUGACUUUCAGGACAGAGCUGAGGCCAUUGAGAAGGCAAAGAGCGCCCGAACCACAGAAACCCCUGUGCUUAGCAACAAUGAAGUAGAGCAGUCUGGCUGGCAAGAAGACAGCAUCCUCGGCGAAGAUGAGGUUGCAGGAAACAAGGUGCCCAGAGCGGGGACCCCCUCUCGGGGCAAUAAAGAGUAUCUGCGGUUUGACUUGCUCUACAGGGAAUGCAACACCCUGAUGGCAGAGAAGGUGAAGGAGAGCAAUCGCAGCUGCAUAACACAGUACAUCUUCAUCCACGAGGAACCAAAAACGGUCAAAGCUGUCUGUAGCAGUCCUGCUGUUGCCUGUGAGUUCAUGAAGGGCAAAUGUCACAAAAGCCCCCGGCCUUUUGAUUUGACAUUCUGCAAGUUAUCCAAACCAGGCCAACUUACCCCUCACUGCAAUUAUCACACUUUUGUUCUGGAAAAGCACAUUUUUAUAACCUGCAAUGACCAGAAGAUCCAGAUAGCAUCCGGACAAUGAGCAGCUCAUCGCUCCUCUCUCUUGGCCGUCUCCCCUUCUUCCCCUUCCAAUUCCUCUCACACGUAGCUCUCCUCCUCUUACAGAUUCUUCAGAGAAGGUUCUGGGAAGAGAGGAUGCACUACAUCUUAUCAUUCUCUCCUGAAAAUAUAACUCUUCUUUGCCUUAGAGUCACCCAGCUUGUAUUUUCUUCCAGGGAUUAGAGGUGGCAGAGGAGGGCGAUGGGCCUGGUUUCACUAGGUUCUCUGUCUCUCUCCCUGCCUAUUGCCUGUCUGGGGAAGGGAUGCACAAAGAGCUGCCCUGGUCCCACCCAGUCUUGGUCAUCAGCCCGCCCUCUGGCCUGAGUUUGCCUUUGGGUGUGGUCUGGAAGAGUCCACAGGGCCUUUCCUGCUGCACACCCUGAGCUUCCAUGGCAACCACAGAAGACAUCUCUGCUUUGCGCAAUUGCACUUCUCCUCUGCGUGUUCGGUCACACUGACUCUAUGCCUGAGUGCGUCUGGAUAACCAUGUGGAUCAGGUUUUCUUUCUCUGAGCCUGGAAAAACUGCAAGGCCCAGGUUGGGGAGUCUGCUGAUAAUGUGCUAAGGGGCGCGGACCAAGAUAGAACACGCGCUGGGACAGAGAGCUUUCUCCCCCACUCUUCACCUUCUUCUCGUUCCUUCCGUCUUUUUCUCCCAGUCUCCUUGACUUCCCUGUCCCGCCUGCCCCUUUCCUCUGUUUCUUCCCCCCACCCCUUUCUCCCCUUGGUUCUCCUCUUCCUCUUCCUUUUCUUUUGAGACCCCGCCUGACCUUUCUCUAAGCCUUUCAGAGAUCUGUUCAGUCAAUACUGGUCACUUGUGCCGUGCCAGGUAGACAGAUAUUGGUCCUUCAUUCAGAGUCUCCCGUGGGGGUUCGGGAGGGAGUAUGGGUCAGGAGAGUGAGGUGGGGGUUGAGGGAGGAGUCCCAGAUUAGGUCUAAAAAGUAGAAUCGUGCCUACAUCAGAAGCUCAGCGGGAUGUGGAAUCAGUAGGUUGGAGGGGAAUUCCUAUUUGCAUUCCGCGUCUCUCCCUCUGUUGCUCCGGAGAACAAGGAUGUUGGUGAGAGAAUCAUCUCAGCAGAGAAAAUAUUGAAUCUGUUCAAGGAGGGGAAAAGCCAUGGGGCUGAAUAAACAGAGGGUACAGGUGGCUUCCAUCACCCUGUUUCCUCUAAAUUCGAAUAGCUCCAGGAGUAGCAGGAGCUGCCAAGUGGUUCAGCAGUUAGGAUACAGCUUGGGAUGCUGACAUCCUAUAUGGAAGUGCCUGGCUUUGAGUCCUGUCUCUGCUUCCGAUCCAGCUGCCUGUGAAUGGGCGUCCCGGGAGGCAGCAGAUGACAGCUCAAGUACUUCGGAGCCUCAAGUGGAGCUCCUGGCUCCUGGUUUGGGCCUGGCCCAGCCCCAGCUGUUGUGGGCUUUUGAGGGAGGGAAUCAGAGGAUGGAAGUUUUCUCUCUCUCUCUCUCUCUCUCUCUCUGUCACUCUACCUUUAAAAUAAAUAAAUAAAUAUUGGCAAAAAAGAAAAGAGAAGUAAUUCAGGGUCUGUAGUUAUUUUUUGAAAGUGUACUUGGACAUGCGUGGGGCAGGGGGACAUCUGUGAAAGUGGCUAUCAGAAUUCGCUGUGGGAUUUGAUUUUGAGAUCUCCUCCCCUCUAAGGCUUUUCUCUGCCUCACCUUCCUAGACCGUAAAAGUCCCCAAGAGUCAAGGACACACAUGCUUGGGAGACUGGAGGGAAGAAAGAGUCUGGUUUACUUUGAGCUGACUUUUAAUUGCCCAUUUUCCCCCUUCAUUUAUUCCAUAAUGUCCUUUUCUUUCCUAUUCUUGCUGGCGGGCAAUCACUUGAAUAUAUUGUCUCAUAUCCUCCCAGACUUCCUGCAUUCAGUAUUUGCCUUUCCACCUCUGAUUCAGCGCUCCAGGCAGUGACCUAUUGGGAGCCAUGCUGUUAGGCAGGAAGUGUGUCUGCACACGUGGGCUGCUCUGACAUUUAGACAUGGGUGGAGGAGUGACAGGCGGUGUUGACAUGACCAAGGCAAAUUUCUACUCUUCCUGGUGGAGAACCCCUCCCUGAAGAAACAAAAGAUUGGCCACGGCAAGAGAGCAUAGGAGUAGGGGAGGAGGGGAGGAAAGAACAGAUUUGCAGAGAAAAUCAGUGCUAUUAGGAAUUUGUCUGACAGGUAAACCAAGGGCAUUAGGAAUGGCAAUGGAAUGUGAAAGCGCUUCAAGUCUGACUUCUUGUUAACCAAAGCUGAAGGAGUCACAGGGUCA